Molecule: messenger RNA, 2203 nt
Organism: Yamadazyma tenuis ATCC 10573
Lineage: Eukaryota; Fungi; Ascomycota; Pichiomycetes; Serinales; Debaryomycetaceae
Gene: PTP2
Product: tyrosine protein phosphatase
Biological process (GO): protein dephosphorylation
Molecular function (GO): protein tyrosine phosphatase activity
Source: RefSeq, a predicted model, not a curated record
UUUUCAUUUCCCAUAAUAUAUAAGCACACCCUCUACUGGUUUGUUGCAACAUCUGUCGGCUCGUGUGCACUAUCCCCACACUGACGUUUCCAUAUAUCUGGCAUUAAGGAAUACCAUCUAAAACCCAGAUCCAUAGCCACAACAAAUGUCCCCACCCCAUACUGCCAGCUCCCGUGGGCCUCGUCCCAUCAACAUGAACAUGGACAACCUUAACAUUCCUACCUUCACGUUUGGCCUGGUGUCCCCAGCUUCGUCGACUUCCACCACGGCCUCAUCGACCAUAUCCAACCCAUUUUCCACCACCACAGACCAAGCCCCGGGAUAUAUCUCGCCCAGUGUAUCAUUGAAUAUUCUGACAUCCAUGCCCAAGUCACCGCUGAUGAAAUCUCCCAUAUCGAUGAAGUCACCUACCCAUUUGCAUAGUCCUCACGAUUUGCCCAUUCAGAAAGCGCAUGCUGGUGAACUUGAGCAGUUUGUAACAAGCCACAAACCGGUGAUUAUCGAUAUCCGCUCCUUCAACCACUAUAUGAACUUCAAGAUAAGUGGAUCUGUCAACGUGUGUAUUCCCUCAACCUUGUUGAAGCGUCUGUCAUACAAGUUGCCCAACAUCCUCUCUUCCUUCAAGUUAAGUCAAGAGACUCAGGAAAAGCUUUUACUGGGAUCCACAAACGUCUUGUUCAUCGACACAAACUCGAAUGACAUGUUGAGCUACCCUUUGUAUCAGACAAUCCAGAAGUUUGUGGCCCACAACAAGGACUUGCACCUUUGGUACCUUUUUGGGGGUAUUGAAAGUAUCAAUAAGAAUUCAUCCAUGGUGGAGGUGGAAUCACCCGUAGCUAGUCCCAACGAUUACAAAGGGGAAGACAGUGGUUCCUUCGCGACGUGUUGUGCGGCGGGUCCUCCCACCCUGCUUUCCGGCUUCCAAUUACCUUCCUCCACCCCUUCCAACCAGAAGUUCUUGUCGUCUUUGAAGAAGAAUGUGCCCAAAUUGGAUAUCAAAUCGAUCAUCGAGUCCGAAGACCUCAAGGGCUACAACUAUACUUUCAAGGUUCCAUCUUCGUCCAAGAACUUGAAAAACUUGCCGUUGUGGUUCAAAACAAUUCUUCUCGAUGACAGGGGCGAAGUCAAUCUGAACUCCAAAAUCUUGAAACACCUUAAUGCCAAGUUCAACAAAAUCGAAAAGGUAGAGCAAAUCAGAUUGAACUUGGCCAUUACUGAUACCACCUCCAAUAAGGCCGACCUUGAAAACCAUACGAGUUUCUGUUCAGCUUCUACUCCAUGUCCUCAGUGUGAUGAUAUCAACUAUAAGAUCCCCAAAGGCGUUGAGUACGGGUUCAAAAACAGGUACAACAAUGUAUGGCCCUACGAGCACUCAAGAGUUAGAUUGGACCAUUCUCCCCAUCCGGGAGCUACAGAAGCAACAGAAGGCAAUGAGGCCAGUUUCUUUGAAGGUGUCUCUUUUGAUGAUUACUUCAAUGGGAACUACAUUAACUACUCCAAGAUUUCUGAUAAUCUGUACAUCGCCACCCAGAACCCAUUGCCGUCUACGUUCAAAGACUUUUGGAAACUCAUCUGGAGCAAAAAAACAAAGCUUAUCAUCUGUCUUAAUACCCAGAGCAGUUUGCAACCAAGUUACUUCAACACCCAAAUAUUGGAUAAUUUCUCCGUUAAAGAAGUUGAGGUGAAGGAAUAUGGUACUUUCAUCAUGAAGGUAAUUGAGGUUACUAAAACACUUGCUGAUCACUCGGCGGAAAUGCUCACCGUACACCACUUGGAAUUUAUCAACUGGCCAGAUUUUGGUGUUCCUGACAUCGAUACGUUGAUCGGAUUUAUCAACUUCAAGAACAAGUUGAUCGAAACUCAGAACUUGGGUAACGGGUGUUUGGUUCACUGCUCCGCCGGAUGUGGCCGAACCGGUUGUUUUAUUGCUAUUGAUCUGAUCAUCCACUUACUUAAAAACUAUGAUGGUGAUUCUUCUCAAUAUCCACUGGCAACGAAUUACAGCAAUAAGGAGAAUGACAGCAUCAAGUUUGAUCCUUUUGGCGACGUCGAUCUUGUCUAUAAAUCAAUUCAGUUCCAAAGAACCCAGCGAAUUUCCAUGUGCCAGAACUUUGACCAGUUCAUUGUAUGCUACGAAUCGGUGUUGAAGUAUCUUUUAGAUUUUGUAUUAUAAUGAUGUAAUGAAUAAUGAUCUUAUUAAAAU